Dromiciops gliroides (monito del monte) is the source of this 2439-nucleotide messenger RNA. RefSeq names its product optineurin (gene OPTN). Bases 245 to 1972 code for a protein of 575 amino acids. Gene Ontology annotation, molecular function: K63-linked polyubiquitin modification-dependent protein binding. Lineage: Eukaryota; Metazoa; Chordata; Mammalia; Microbiotheria; Microbiotheriidae. Gene Ontology annotation, cellular component: cytoplasm; Golgi apparatus; nucleus. Gene Ontology annotation, biological process: Golgi ribbon formation; regulation of canonical NF-kappaB signal transduction; protein localization to Golgi apparatus. The transcript has 14 exons. The record is from RefSeq and is a predicted model, not a curated record.
CACUACAAACGCGGCUCCCGGGUCCUUCCCUCGAGCCUUCCCCUGCCCUGGGACCCGGUAGGCGGUGUUUCUGCUUGGCUCCCUCCCCUGGGCCUCCUGAGAUGUAGCCGAGGAAGCCGUGACCCGGCCGAACGGCACGACUGACCGCGACAGCGUCGGUAAGCCAGGACAGAGGCAGGGCCAUCCGUCCACGCCCGAAAGAAGGACCUGGUUGGGGCGUCCGGGCGCUGCAGGAGCUACUACAAUGUCCCACCAAUCACUGAGUGACUCAGCUGAAAAUGGGGAUUGUUCCAAGGGAAGCACUGGAAAUGGACCUCAGAAUUUGGCUCACCCAGACCUGGAUACAUUCACUCCAGAGGAGAUGCUGAAACAGAUGAAGGAACUCCUUAUUGAGAACCAUCAGUUAAAAGAGGCCAUGAAGCUAAAUAACCAAACGAUGAAGGGACGGUUUGAAGAGCUUUCAGCCUGGACAGAAAAACAAAAGGAAGAGCGCCAGUGUUUCGAGUUGAAGUUCAGAGAAGUCAAGGAGAGCUUGUUAUCUUUGAGUAAUGAAAAUGAAAAUCUGAGAACAGAAAUUGAAAACCUUAAAGGGAAAAAGGAAAGGCCUUUUGAGGAUAUCACUGGUGACUCCAAGAUUACCAGGACAGUGACAGACCAAGAAAUGGAGCAACUAAAGACACAAGUGACUCGUCUUCAAGCUGAGAAGGCAGAUCUACUCGGCAUUGUGUCAGAAUUACAGCUCAAGCUGAACACAGGCUCCUCUGAAGACUCAUUUGUUGAAAUUAGAAUGGCUGAAGAAGAUGAGACUGGAACUCUAAAAGAAAUCAAGAAUGGACCUGGGUUGAUAACACCUGACCCCAUUGACAAGAACAAAUCUGUGGAUGGGGCAAAGAACUAUUUGGAAUCUGAGGAAUUAACUGUUAGUCAGCUUCUCCUGUGCCUCAGGGAAGGAAAUCAGAAGGUGGAAAGACUUGAAACUGCACUCCAGGCAGCUAAAGACAGACUUUCAGAUUUAGAAAAGAAGGCAAGAGAUUACUCUGAGAAUGGCACCCAGACUGAAGAGGGCCCUGGAAAAGAAAAAGAAAAGGAGCAAAGCCUAGAAACUGUUGGAAGUGAAGUGGAAACACUGAACCUCCAGGUAACAGCUUUGUUUAAAGAGCUUCAAGAAGCACACACUAAACUCAAUGAAGCUGAGCUGAUGAAGAAGAGACUUCAGGAAAAGUGUCUGGCCCUUGAAAGGAAAAAUUCUGCAACCCCGUCAGAGUUGGAUGAAAAGCAAGAAUUAGUAUAUAUCAACAAAAAGUUAGAGCUACAAGUGGAGAGUAUGCGGUCAGAAAUCAAAAUGGAACAAGCCAAAACAGAUGAUGAAAAGUCCAAAUUUGCCAUUUUACAGACUACACACAACAAGCUUCUUCUUGAACAUAGUAAUGCACUGAAAACAAUUGAAGAACUAAAAAGAAAAGAGGCAGAAAAAGUUGAUAGGUCAGUGAUGAAGGAACUCAAUGAAAAGCUUGAUUUAGCAGAGAGAGCCCUGGCUUCCAAGCAACUGCAAAUGGAUGAGAUGAAGCAGACUAUCGCUAAGCAGGAGGAAGACCUAGAGACUAUGGCUAUCCUCCGGGCUCAGAUGGAGGUUUAUUGUUCUGACUUCCAUGCUGAGAGAGCAGCAAGAGAGAAGAUUCAUGAAGAAAAGGAACAACUGGCAUUGCAGCUGGCAUUUUUGCUGAAAGAAAACAAUGUUUUUGAAGAUGGAAGCAGCAGACAGUCUUUGAUGGAACUGCAAAGCCGUCAUGGGGCCAGAUCAACAAAUGAACAAGACCAGCAACCCUACCUUGUGCAGAGAGGAGCUGAUGAUAGAAACUGGCGGCAGCAGCAACAGCAAAGGAAUAUUCCAAUUCAUUCAUGCCCCAAGUGUGGAGAAAUUCUGCCAGAUAUAGAUACAUUGCAGAUUCAUGUUAUGGACUGCAUUAUAUAAAUGUUCAUGUUCCACCCCAAAACAAAAAAAUCCCCACCCUUCUGGUAAAUCUUGACUUUAUCCUCUAAGAGCUGUAUCUUUGUGUGUUUUUCCUCAAAUAUUUUGGCCCAUUACAUUUGUUUUAGAAGAAAGAAAAACUUCUGUGUGUUGAAUGAGUCGCUGAUUGUCCAUAAAGGACUCCAUUUAAAUGAACUUCAUUUUUUGUCUUCAGUUUAUGCCAGCUUUGCAUCAUAAUAUCUGGAUAAAUUAAUGUAAUCGGAAGAUAAACUUCACUGAUCAAUUUAAAGCACUAUUAAGUGGGCAGAAAAGAUGAAGUGGUUACAGGCUUAAUCAAGAAACAGAUUUCCCUGUUUGAAGUAUUUCUAACAAAUUGUACAGUUCUUUUUAUUCAUCACUCAUUUAAAAUAAAUCCUGUUGGAUUUUUUUUUGGCAUUAUAGUUUACUGUAGCUAGUGUAAGCAUACCAAA